AGCUCGGGGCUGGGCCUUUGAUCCGUCCUGCAAUCUGCAUCUCGUAUCCUGCAUCCUGCAUCCUGCACCCCGCACCAACCAGCGAUCUGCCAUGGCUUCAGAGUUCGAAGAGAUUUUUGGAUUCCUGAGAGAUUCGCGGCCCGAGGUCCGCCUCCUGGCCAGCCAGCACGUCGUCGGGUUCACCGGCACAAACCAGCACUUUGAUAUCUUCAAGAAGGAUGACGGUGCUGCCGUCAAGACCCUCAUGGAGCUCACCCACGACACUCCGGAAAUCUCCCAUGAGGCUCUGCGCGCCCUCAUCAACCUCUCGGCAGACACCGACAUCCUCAAUGUCCUGAACAGCGAUGGCUUUAUCUACCAUGUUAUCCUCCAAAUCCUGCUGCCCAAGUCUCUCUUGGCAGACCUGUACUGCAUGCUCCUGAACAACCUCUCGAAAUACACCCCCAUCACUCUUAAACUUGUCCCGGAGGACAACUACAACAACCCCGUGGCCAAAUCUACAGACGAUAACAGCGACGCUCCCAAGAAGCGCACCCACCAGCUCGACAACCUUCUGGAGGUCUUUGUCCGGGGCGAGUCCAAAAAGUUCAACCCCGAUGCCGAAUACCACUUCCUGGCCGGUGUCUUUGCCAACAUCGCAUCGACCCGAGUCGGCAUGGUGUACUUCCAGGGCCGCUCCAACGUCGACCAGCAACUGCGGCUCUCCAAGAUUACCGCAUACACGGAGCACCCCAACAUCAUCCGCCGCGGUGGCUGUGUCUCUACCGUGAAGAACUGCUGUUUCGAUGUCAAGUACCAUGCCGAGUUGCUGAGGAACGAGGAACUGAAUCUCUUGGUCUACAUCCUCCUUCCGCUGAUGGGUCCCGAGGACUACGACGAGGAUGAUUACGAGGGCAUGCCGGCCGAGCUCCAGUUGCUUGAGCCCACCAAGACCCGCGAGACCGACGCCAACCUGCGGCAGAUGCUUGUCGAGGCCCUGCUUCUGCUCACCAACACUCGCAACGGCCGCGACUACCUGCGGGCCAAGAAAGCUUAUCCGAUCCUGCGAAACCUGCAUCUAAUUGAGAAGAACGAGGCCGUCCGGGAUCGCAUCGAGCGCUUUGUCGAUGUGGUCAUGGCAGACGAGCCCAAGGACAACAAAAUCGAGGAGAUCGAUGACGACUCGAGCGACGAAGAGGAGGCUACCCAUUUCGAAGCCAUUAUCUAGAUUGCGUUGUUGUCCGGGCCCCAUGAAUGCGUUUGAUCGCAUGGCCGAUAUCCAUCUGAGCCCUGUACGGUGCUUCCAAGGCAAUCAAGGCACCCGCACUUUCAAGGCCCAGAUCAUGGGUUG
Polychytrium aggregatum is the source of this 1330-nucleotide messenger RNA. RefSeq lists its product as uncharacterized. The record is from RefSeq and is a predicted model, not a curated record. NCBI's taxonomy places the organism in Eukaryota, Fungi, Chytridiomycota, Chytridiomycetes, Polychytriales. The transcript has 5 exons. The coding region runs from base 92 to 1207 and encodes 371 amino acids.